Messenger RNA from Cladocopium goreaui, 2378 nucleotides. NCBI's taxonomy places the organism in Eukaryota, Dinophyceae, Suessiales, Symbiodiniaceae. The record is from the annotation of a GenBank genome assembly.
AUGAAGUACAUCAAGAAGCCAAUAAUCGACCCAGAAACGAAGAAACCUUGCAGCAGAGGUCUUCAUAAAGCUCAGCUCUUGUUGGAAAGUUGCGUGGAGACGGUGGUCAUCAGCAAGUUGGGAUCUUUCGAAUUCCCGGUGGCCAAACGGCUUGGUGAGCUCUGGCAGUUUCCCUCUGACCAUCCGCCGAUUGCGGCCCAACUCACACUUGGCGAGUGCUCCCUCAAGGUUGCUUCAUGUAAUGUGCUGAAUAGGAACUACUACAAGUACAUCGAUGCAGAUACGCAAGGACUCAAAGGUUCGCAGAUAACAACGUUGCAUGAAGCGGAAACAAGAGAAAACGUGAUCAUUGAAAAGAUUCAGGAGAUGUUGCUGAAGACAAAUAUCCACAUUUUAUGUUUGCAAGAGUGCUGGCCCGAGCUAAUUGCAGAGCUGAAGGCAACUUUGGGUGAGAACCUUCUGUUUGAGACGCUCUGCAGUGGGGAUGAGCAGGACAAGAACCAGGAGGUGGUGACAGAAGUCCAUUUCCAGCUUGAGACAGAGUCUUUGCGUGUGGUGACGACGCAUGUGCCUGGUGCUCCCUUUGGGCGUGCCCGAAGAGAAUUUGCGGAUCGCCUUGCGGAAAUCGUGAACGGAAAGAAGCUUCCAACCGUGCUGAUGGCAGACCUGAAUUUCCCUGAAAAGGAUUCAAGAAGUCCCGGGGGCACUUGGGUGCUGGGCUUCAAGAAGUAUCUUGUUAAUCUUCAGCCGGUCAGAUGCCCUAAGUACAGUCCCUUGCCGCACUUGAAGGUCAAACAGGACAACGCUGCCCACGUGCAAACUUGUGCCUUCCGGAUGUCCAAACGGGCGAAGCUCCUCGAAAAUCACGAAGGAGAUGAUCCAAUGGAGGAAGAUGUGCCAGCCAACGGUUCCUGGGAUGAGGAGGAUGCCCAUGGAGAAGCUGCGGAAGUUGAGGAAGAGGCGGCCAAAGAACCACCAGCUAUGACUUACGAGGAUUGGGAGUACGAGCUUGGGGGCUAUGACUCUGAGGCUGAGUGCUUGGGCCAUGCGACGUCUUCGGACUAUUACAGGGCUUACAAGCGCAUAGCUGAAAUCAAGAUGCUACGAGCUGCAGAGCGUGGUGAGUGCCUGGAUCGUGCAAGUGCUUCAGAGGAGUCCGCAAGCUCUGAGCAGAGCUACAUGUGCAAUGGUGACUAUGAGGAUGGCGCUUCUGGCGAGAAGCAUCCUGAAGACCAGAUUCAUGACUGGUGGAACUCUUUUGCUGAGGAGGCUGGGCAGCCCAGCGCUGAAGGCGAUGGAGAGGCUCCCACCUGGUCGUUUGACCAUGCCGAACAGAACCAGUUCUAUGACCCAGAGGACGAGGAGUGGUUUGAUCAUUGUUAUGAGGUGGAGGCCAAGGACCAUGACCUCUUCAAUGAUGAGGCCAUGGAUUGCGAGGAUCAUGUUGAGGUGCACAGCUGGCCUGGGCAUAAGGAUGGCCACGAUGGUGAGGCUCCUUCUUGCAAGGCUAUUCCGGAGUGGGACGAGUCCUAUGGAUAUGGCCUUGCUGACCAAGAGGUGCUGUCAUGGUGGAUUGACAACGUGGAGCAUUACGACCACAUUGCCCAGGAUUCCAAAGCUGUGGAAGAAACGGACCGUGUUGAUGAGGCGCUUCAUGGUGAAGAGAAUCACCCCUCUGAGGAUUCCACACACCUUGACUUGAUCAGCAUCAGCAGCAAGGAGGAUGCAUUCACGGAGAUGGAGGUGGAAGCCCUCAUUGCAGAGUACAUGGAUAUGCCGGGCACUGAGGUUCUGGACCCGCCGCCUUCCAGCAAGGCCAAGACUGAUGACAUCUCCAAAGUUCCGAAAGGUUGGUGGGAUGAUGUCGGAGUUGCCCCGAGCUCCUCUUCCUUUCAGGGGUUCACCUUUGAAGUGGAUGAGACCCCCGAUAAGUUGCCCCAACCGAUGAAGAAGCGACAGCAGCUGGCUGCCAAGCGGCUCGAGCUACAGUUGCAAUCCCAGCAGGUUCCGAAGGUGCCUGACCAGGAUGCUGAGGCAUCCACAGUUGUGAAGCCAACUUUGAAAUCCAAGAUCAAGCCAGCCAAGGGCAAAAAGGUUGAAAAGCCGAAAGGUGAAAAGCCAACUCGCAAGGCGGCAGAUGGUCCAAUGACGACCGCCAUGAAAGCUUUUAUGGAAUCUACCAAAAAGAACAACACGGAUAUCAAGCAUUCCGAUGCUGUCAAGUUGUGGAUGCAGUCAAAGGAACGCAGCAGCAUCGUUGAAGCCCUCCCUCCAAAUGAGAGGAAGAGGCGCCGAUUUGAAAAGUAGAUUUAUGCGAGGUAAUUGUGAUUUGAAAAGGUAGGUAGAUUUUAUGGUAUGGUGGCUAUGGCAAGCAUUGC